AUGCAGGUGCCGGGGGGCUCUGGUGGUUCGAAGGAUGAGGAGAAGGAAGAGGAGGCUAUUGUUGAUGCAAUGGAGUGCUGGAGGAUAAGGCUUGUGGGUGACUCGGUGAGUUACACCGACUUAGAAGGCAGUAGGUCUCCUGGAGUAGUAGCAGUAGAAUCAUUGAGGUGGCCUGGUGCAGCGACAGUUGUUCAGCAGAGCACCGGAGUGGUUUCCAACAUAUACGUCGGCUACGGUCUGAGAAAGGACCAGGCCUCGAUCUUGCCCGUUGAAGGCCCGGGAGUGGUCAUGGAUGAGGCCGUUGAUAUUGAGGAGCAGCCGGAGCCCUUCCCUGCUGAGGGUGACGAUGAGGAAGAAGGUGCUGCAGAGGAGGAUGAUAAGUGA
Molecule: messenger RNA, 384 nt
Organism: Perkinsus marinus ATCC 50983
Lineage: Eukaryota; Perkinsozoa; Perkinsida; Perkinsidae
Exons: 4
Coding region: 1-384 (127 amino acids)
Biological process (GO): cilium movement involved in cell motility; cilium assembly
Cellular component (GO): radial spoke
Source: RefSeq, a predicted model, not a curated record